AUCGAUCCACUUACACUCGACAAUAUUCUAUCGCAAAUUGUUGAAAAUACUAUGGGUGAUAUGAGAUUUCGUCUACGCCAAGCGAUCUACGGCAUGGCCCUCAAAAAGUUUCAGCUUCCUCGCUGUUCCCAUCCUGACUGUGGACCAGUGGAUAACUACGAAGAAUUUCUUCUGGAUCAUUUCAUUUCCCAGAUCAGUGGAACCGUCGAGAACGUCGAGAAUGGACCACAAUCGACUCCUAGAGGUCAUCGAUCCGAACGGCCAGUUGCCAAAGCUCGAGAAGUAGUUCGUCUACGGGAACCGUUGUCCAAUAACAAUCAACAGGAGUCCCAAAAAGUGGCCAUCGCUUUGGAGACUUACACCACUGGACCUGUUAAGAAGCACAGCGGAAAGCUCAUCACUGCCGAUGACUUCAGGAUGUUCGACUCACCGGCGGCUUCCAACGAAAACAGCACAGAAGAGGUGAGAGACCGCAUUCAUUGA
Haemonchus placei is the source of this 483-nucleotide messenger RNA. NCBI's taxonomy places the organism in Eukaryota, Metazoa, Nematoda, Chromadorea, Rhabditida, Trichostrongylidae. The record is from the annotation of a GenBank genome assembly.